AUGUAUUUUGUUUACCCUUCAGUGAGUGAAUGUUAUUAUUUAAGACUACUUCUUAACAUAGUUUGUGGAGCUACCUCUUUCAUAAAUCUCUGCACUGUAAAUAGUAUUUUAUAUCCUAUCUUUAAAGAUGCUUGCACUGCUUUAGGUUUACUAGAUGAUGAUGCCAAAUGGGACCAAUUAAUGCCUGAAAGACUAUGGAAGAAGUAUUUUACUUUUUUAACUGAAGAUAUCCACUAUCAAAAUUCGACUAUUAAUGAAAGUUCUCUUACUAAUACUAACUUAUCAAAUGAAGCUUUGUUAUAUUUACUGUCAAUCUUGAACAAACAUAGCAAAUGUCUUGAAGAUUUUCCUAAUAUGCCUUUACCAACUAAUACUUUUUCUACUAAUUUACUAAUUACUGAAGAGCUAAAUUAUAAUAUCCAUGAUCUUACUACUAUUGUAGAAACUGAACUUUCUUAUCCAGAAGGAACAGGAAAAACUAUUUUAUAUAAUGCAAAUACAAUAGAAGAACAGACAGAAGCUGAACACCUAUAUCCUGUAGAGUUUCUUAACUCUUUAUUAAUUGGAGGCCUUCCUCUUCAUAAACUAAUUUUGAAAUCAGAAGCCCCAAUUAUAUUGUUGCGCAACAUUAACCCUUCUAAUAGCCUUUGUAAUAGAACUAGAUUAAUAUGUCAAACUUUUCAGAAGCAUGUUAUUGAAGCUGAAAUUAUGACCAGCUAUCAUUCUGGAAAUCAUAUUUUCCUUCUUCGUAUUAUAAUGUCUCCUUCAAAUACAGAAUUACCUUUUACAUUUAAAUGUCAACAAUUUCCAAUACAACCUGCUUUCGCUCUAACUAUUAAUAAAUCACAAGGACAAACUUUAUCUUAUGUUGGUUUAUAUCUUCUGACCUCAGUUUUCUUUCACAGUCAAUUAUACAUCGCCUGCUUCAGAGUUACUUCUCACAAACAUUUAAAAGUUCUUAUUACUAACUCUACUAACAAAAUUACUAAUCCUAUUUCUAUUACUUCAAAUAUUGUUUAUCCAGAAGUUUGUUAA
This is a messenger RNA of Cetraspora pellucida, 1035 nucleotides long. NCBI's taxonomy places the organism in Eukaryota, Fungi, Glomeromycota, Glomeromycetes, Diversisporales, Gigasporaceae. The record is from the annotation of a GenBank genome assembly.